AUGCUGUUUCUGAUUCCUUUAUCCGCCUGCAUUUCUACUGUAACUUCUCCCGGCGACGGAACCGUUUUCCAAUCUACUUGCGGACCAGGAACUGAAUGCUUAUUUAAAUCGUCUCUACAAGAAAAUUCAAGAUCAUAUCUUGUUAUCUACGACUUACAACCAGGGGAUCAAAUCAAAUAUAACUAUGGAUGGACAACAGAUCCGAAUAAUUGGGAUGAUAACUCAUUUACUUUAGCUGAUGAAUCCGAACUCAAGAAAGUUUUUGUUGCAUCAAAUCAAAAUCAAGUUAUAUCUAUUUUAGUGCGUCCGAAAACAUCUAGGCAGAUUUUCGCAAGAGCAGGCUUUACGUAUGACAUGGUUUGCAGUGGAGAUACUUACUUUUCAAUAAAAGAUUAUUUUGAUUUGGAUGAAGUUCUCGCAGCCUCAGGAAAACCAAGAUCAACAACAUUUUGCCUAUACUUUGUCCAUAAGCAUGCAGAAACUACUAUAACCAAUACUCUUUCUAACGGAGAAAUAUCAUAUGCAUCAGGAUAUUCUAUUCAGCAAAUUAAUCGUGGAGCUUCGAAAAGUUUAACAGUAGAUGCACAAGUUCUUAGAAUGAAACUCGCAGUUAGAAAUAGUCCUGAAAAUCUUCAUUUCGAUUUCACGAAUAUUCAAGGCGGAGGUGAUUAUCAAUCAUUUGGCCAAAGAUCUCUUGUUCCCGCGCAAACUCCAUUUGGAACUCCUAUUAUUACUGUUCAUCAAACUCCUCAUAGUACUUUCCAUUCUACACCACAUAGUACUGCAGCAUAUACACCAGUCAUCACUCCGUUCUCAACAAUGCACUCAACUCCUCACUUCACUGCGAAAUAUACUCCAUUUUCAACCGCUCACUCCACUCCGUUCAAAACAAUGUUCCGUACCAACGACAAAACACCUUUCAGAACAUUUUCUUCAACUCCAAGUUCCGACUCUAGUUCAAGUGAUAUUGAAUCUCCUUCUACUCCCACUCCUAUUCCGGAACAAACUCCAGACCCAGAAGUUCCAGAGCAAACACUUGAAAUGACUCCCCAAGAAACAUGGGACGGUCAAUACGAAGAUGAACCAAAUGUUAUCAUAAGAGGUGAUGAUGUCCCUGAAAUUCACGAGACACAUCCUCCGAUUCAAACAGAGUUCAUCAAAACACAGGUUCCGAAGAAAACCACGUUUGUAAACGUUUCUGUAGGAACGAUUCUAAUUAUCAUUGUUGUGAUCCUUACAAUAGUAAAUAUUGUAAGGUCAUAUAGAGCUCUGAGAACUGCGCAUUAUUUAUCUGAUGAUAUUUCCGAUGAAGACUUAACAUCAGAUUUCCUAGCAUCUUAUGAAACAGAUGAUAGCGGUGAUGGAUUUCAUGUUAAUUAA
Messenger RNA from Trichomonas vaginalis G3, 1380 nucleotides. RefSeq names its product bifunctional inhibitor/lipid-transfer protein/seed storage 2s albumin superfamily protein family. The transcript has a single exon. The record is from RefSeq and is a predicted model, not a curated record. NCBI's taxonomy places the organism in Eukaryota, Parabasalia, Trichomonadida, Trichomonadidae. Bases 1 to 1380 code for a protein of 459 amino acids.